Molecule: messenger RNA, 10241 nt
Organism: Perognathus longimembris pacificus (Pacific pocket mouse)
Lineage: Eukaryota; Metazoa; Chordata; Mammalia; Rodentia; Heteromyidae
Gene: Celsr2
Product: cadherin EGF LAG seven-pass G-type receptor 2
Exons: 34
Coding region: 17-8752 (2911 amino acids)
Biological process (GO): cell surface receptor signaling pathway; homophilic cell-cell adhesion; G protein-coupled receptor signaling pathway
Cellular component (GO): plasma membrane
Molecular function (GO): calcium ion binding; G protein-coupled receptor activity
Source: RefSeq, a predicted model, not a curated record
GCGGGAGCGCGGAGCGAUGCGGGGCCGCGCCGCCCGCGUCCUCCUCCCGGCGCCGCUGCUGCUGCUGCUGCUGCUGCUGCUGCCGCCGCCGCCGCUGCGCGGGGACCGCGCGGGGCCCUGCCGGGCGCUGGGGCCCGGGGCGCGCGGCUCGGCGGCGGGCGCCUGCGGCCCGGGCCCCGGCGGCUGGCUCUGCCCGGCCGCGGCCUCCGCCCUCUGGCUGUACGCCAGCCGCUGCGGGGCGGCGGGCGCCGAGCUCACCGGCCGCCUGGUGCCCCACCACGAUGGCCCCCGGGCCUGGUGCCCGGAGCCCGGGGCGCGCGUCCCGCUGCCGCCGGCCCCCGAGGGCUGCGCGUGGCGCUGCCGCCUGCUGGGCGUCGGGGCCCGCCUGUCCCCGGGGGGCGGGCUCACCCUGCCCCGCGGGCACCCGUGCCUGACGGCGCCGCGGCUGCGGUGCGCGGCCUGCGGGGCGCCCCGGGCCUCCGGGGGGGCCGCGGGCGGGCGCCGGAAGCGCAACGUGAACACCGCGCCCCAGUUCCAGCCCCCCAGCUACCAGGCCUCGGUGCCCGAGAACCAGCCGGCCGGCACCCCGGUGGCGACGCUGCGGGCCCUCGACCCCGACGAGGGCGAGGCGGGCCGGCUCGAGUACACCAUGGACGCCCUGUUUGACAGCCGCUCGGGCCGCUUCUUCUCCCUGGACCCGGCCACGGGCGUGGUGACCACGGCGCGGGAGCUGGACCGCGAGACCAAGAGCACGCACGUGUUCCGCGUGACGGCGCAGGACCGCGGCGCGCCCCGGCGCAGCGCCCUGGCCACGCUCACCGUGCUGGUGACCGACACCAACGACCACGACCCCGCCUUCGAGCAGCCCGAGUACCGCGAGAGCCUGCGCGAGAACCUGGAGGUGGGCUACGAGGUGCUCACGGUGCGCGCCACCGACGGCGACGCGCCGCCCAACGCGCACAUCCUCUACCGCCUGCUGCCGUCGCCCGCCGCCGACGCCGCCUUCGAGAUCGACCCGCGCUCCGGGGUGAUCCGCACCCGCGGCCCCGUGGACCGCGAGGAGGUCGGGUCCUACCGGCUGAUCGUGGAGGCCAGCGACCAGGGCCGCGACCCGGGCCCGCGCAGCGCCACCGCCGCCGUGCUGCUGUCGGUGGAGGACGACAACGACAACGCCCCGCAGUUCAGCGAGAAGCGCUACGUGGCGCGCGUGCGCGAGGACGCGGCCCCCGGCGCCCCGGUGCUGCGCGUCUCCGCCUCCGACCGCGACGAGGGCAGCAACGCCCUGGUGCACUACAGCAUCAUGAGCGGCAACGCCGGCGGGCAGUUCUACCUCGACGCCCAGACCGGCGCCCUGGACGUGGUGAGCCCCCUGGACUACGAGGCGGCCAAGGAGUACACGCUGCGCGUGCGGGCGCAGGACGGCGGCCGGCCCCCGCUCUCCAACGUCUCGGGCCUGGUCACCGUGCAGGUCCUGGACGUCAACGACAACGCCCCCAUCUUCGUCAGCACCCCGUUCCAGGCCACCGUCCUGGAGAGCGUCCCCCUGGGCUACCUGGUCCUCCACGUCCAGGCCGUCGACGCGGACGCGGGCGACAACGCCCGCCUGGAGUACCGCCUGGCCGGCGUGGGGCGCGACUUCCCCUUCGCCAUCAACAACGGCACGGGCUGGAUCUCCGUGGCCGCCGAGCUGGACCGCGAGGAGGUGGACUUCUACAGCUUCGGGGUGGAGGCGCGCGACCACGGGGCCCCGGCCCUCACCGCCUCGGCCAGCGUCAGCGUGACCGUCCUGGACGUCAACGACAACAGCCCCGCCUUCACCCGGCCCGAGUACGCCGUGCGGCUCAACGAGGACGCGGCCGUGGGCACCAGCGUGCUGACCGUGUCGGCCGUGGACCGCGACGCCCACAGCGUCAUCACCUACCAGAUCGCCGGCGGCAACACGCGCAACCGCUUCGCCAUCACCAGCCAGAGCGGCGGCGGCCUGCUGUCCCUGGCCCUGCCGCUGGACUACAAGCUCGAGCGGCAGUACGUGCUGACCGUCACCGCCUCGGACGGCACGAGGCAGGACUCGGCGCAGGUGGUGGUGAACGUCACCGACGCCAACACCCACCGCCCCGUCUUCCAGAGCUCGCACUACACGGUGAACGUGAACGAGGACCGGCCGGCGGGCACCACCGUCGUGCUCAUCAGCGCCACCGACGAGGACACCGGGGAGAACGCCCGCAUCACCUACUUCAUGGAGGACAGCAUCCCCCAGUUCCGCAUCGACGCCGACACCGGGGCCGUCACCACCCAGGCGGAGCUGGACUACGAGGACCAGGUGUCCUACACCCUGGCCAUCACGGCCCGCGACAACGGCAUCCCCCAGAAGUCCGACACCACGUACUUGGAGAUUCUGGUGAACGACGUCAACGACAACGCCCCUCAGUUCCUGCGGGAUUCCUACCAGGGGAGCAUCUACGAAGACGUGCCCCCCUUCACCAGCGUGCUACAGAUCUCCGCCACCGACCGGGACUCCGGCCUCAACGGCCGGGUCUUCUAUACCUUCCAAGGUGGGGAUGACGGGGACGGGGACUUUAUCGUCGAGUCUACCUCGGGCAUCGUACGAACCCUGCGGAGGCUGGAUCGCGAGAACGUGGCCCAGUAUGUGUUGCGGGCGUACGCGGUGGACAAGGGGCUGCCCCCGGCCCGCACACCCAUGGAGGUGACCGUCACCGUGUUGGACGUGAAUGACAAUCCUCCCGUCUUUGAGAAGGAUGAGUUCGAUGUGUUUGUAGAAGAAAAUAGCCCCAUCGGGCUGGCCGUGGCCCGGGUGACGGCCACCGACCCCGAUGAGGGCACCAACGCGCAGAUCAUGUACCAGAUCGUGGAGGGCAACAUCCCCGAGGUCUUCCAGUUGGACAUCUUCUCCGGGGAGCUCACCGCGCUGGUGGACUUGGACUACGAGGAGCGGCCCGAGUACGUGCUGGUCGUCCAGGCCACGUCAGCGCCCCUGGUCAGCAGGGCCACCGUCCAUGUCCGCCUGCUGGACCGCAACGACAACCCGCCGGUGCUGGGCAACUUCGAGAUCCUUUUCAACAACUACGUCACCAACCGCUCGAGCAGCUUUCCCGGGGGCGCCAUCGGCCGCGUGCCUGCCCACGACCCCGACAUCUCGGACAGCCUGACGUACAGCUUUGAGCGGGGCAACGAGCUCAGCCUGGUCCUGCUCAAUGCCUCCACCGGAGAGCUGAGGCUGAGCCGGGCACUGGAUAACAACCGCCCCCUGGAGGCCAUCAUGAGUGUGGUGGUGUCGGACGGCGUGCACAGCGUGGCGGCGCAGUGCGCGCUGCGCGUCACCAUCGUCACGGACGAGAUGCUGACGCACAGCAUCACGCUGCGCCUGGAGGACAUGUCGCCCGAGCGCUUCCUGUCGCCGCUGCUGGGGCUGUUCAUCCGCGCCGUGGCCGCCACGCUGGCCGCGCCGCCCGAGCGCGUGGUGGUGUUCAACGUGCAGCGCGACGCGGACGCGCCGGGCGGCCGCAUCCUCAACGUGAGCCUGUCGGUGGGGCGCGCGGCCGGGGCGCCCGGCGGCCCCGCGGGGCCCCGCUUCGUGCCGCCCGAGGAGCUGCGCGAGCGCCUCUACCUCAACCGCUCGCUGCUGGCCGCGCUGUCGGCGCAGCGCGUGCUGCCCUUCGACGACAACAUCUGCCUGCGCGAGCCCUGCGAGAACUACAUGCGCUGCGUGUCGGUGCUGCGCUUCGACUCCUCGGCGCCCUUCAUCGCCUCCUCCUCCGUGCUCUUCCGCCCCAUCCACCCCGUGGGCGGCCUGCGCUGCCGCUGCCCGCGCGGCUUCACCGGCGACUACUGCGAGACCGAGGUGGACCUGUGCUACGCGCGGCCCUGCGGCGCCCACGGCCGCUGCCGCAGCCGCGAGGGCGGCUACGCCUGCCUGUGCCGCGACGGCUACACGGGUGAGCACUGUGAGGUGAGUGCCCGCUCAGGCCGUUGCAGCCCUGGUAUUUGCAAGAACGGUGGCACCUGUGUCAACCUGCUGGUGGGUGGCUUUAAGUGCGACUGUCCCUCCGGGGACUUCGAGAAGCCCUACUGCCAGGUGACCACGCGCAGCUUCCCGGCCCGCUCCUUCGUCACCUUCCGCGGCCUGCGCCAGCGCUUCCACUUCACGCUGGCCCUCUCGUUUGCCACCAAGGAGCGCAAUGGGCUGCUGCUGUACAACGGGCGCUUCAACGAGAAGCAUGACUUUGUGGCCCUCGAGGUGAUCCAGGAGCAGGUCCAGCUCACUUUCUCUGCAGGGGAGUCGACCACCACCGUGUCCCCAUUUGUGCCUGGAGGGGUCAGUGACGGCCAGUGGCACACGGUGCAGCUGCGGUACUACAACAAGCCGUUGCUGGGCCACACGGGGCUCCCCCAGGGCCCGUCGGAGCAGAAAGUGGCUGUGGUGACCGUGGACGGCUGCGACACGGGGGUGGCUCUGCGCUUUGGGGCUGCGCUCGGCGGCUACGCCUGUGCCGCCCAGGGCACCCAGGCCGGCAGCAAGAAGUCUCUGGACCUCACGGGGCCCCUGCUGCUUGGUGGGGUACCCGACCUGCCCGAGAGCUUCCCCGUCCGGAUGAGGCACUUCGUGGGCUGCAUGAGGAACUUGCAAGUGGACAGCCAGCACGUGGACAUGGCCGACUUCAUCGCCAACAACGGCACCAUUCCUGGCUGCCCCACCAAGAAGAACGUGUGUGACAGCAACACGUGCCACAACGGGGGCACCUGCGUGAACCAGUGGGACACAUUCAGCUGCGAGUGCCCGCUGGGCUUUGGGGGCCGGAGCUGUGCCCAGGAAAUGGCCGACCCCCAGCGCUUCCUGGGCAGCAGCCUGGUGGCCUGGCAUGGCCUCUCGCUGCCCAUCUCCCAGCCCUGGCACCUCAGCCUCCUGUUCCGCACUCGCCAGGCGGACGGCGUCCUGCUGCAGGCCGUCACCAGGGGGCGCAGCACCAUCACCCUGCAGCUCCGGGAGGGCCGCGUGGUGCUAAGCGUGGAGGGCACCGGGCUCCAGGCCUCGUCCCUGCGCCUCGAGUCGGGCCGGGCCAACGACGGUGACUGGCACCACGCGCAGCUGGCGCUGGGGGCCCGGGGGGGCCCCGGCCACGCCAUCCUGUCCUUUGACUAUGGGCAGCAGCGGGCCGAGGGGAACCUGGGCCCCCGGCUGCACGGGCUGCACCUGAGCAACGUCACGGUGGGGGGCGUGCCGGGCCCAGCCGGCGUGGCCCGCGGCUUCCGGGGCUGUUUGCAGGGCGUACGCGUCAGCGAGGCACCCGAGGGCCCCAGCAGCCUGGAUUCCAGCCGGGGGGAGAGCAUCAACGUGGAGCCGGGGUGCAGCCUGCCAGAUCCCUGUGACUCGAACCCGUGUCCCGCCAACAGCUACUGCAGCAACGACUGGGACAGCUAUUCCUGCAGCUGUGACCCAGGUUACUAUGGUGACAACUGCACAGACGUGUGUGACCUGAAUCCAUGCGAGCACCAGUCCAUGUGCAUCCGCAAGCCCAGUGCUCCCCACGGUUAUGCCUGCGAGUGUCCCCCAAACUACCUUGGACCAUACUGCGAGACCAGGAUCGACCAGCCCUGCCCUCGGGGCUGGUGGGGACACCCCACAUGUGGCCCCUGCAACUGUGACGUCAGCAAAGGCUUCGACCCAGACUGCAACAAGACAAGCGGCGAGUGCCACUGCAAGGAGAACCACUACCGGCCCCCCGGGAGCCCCACUUGCCUCCUGUGUGACUGCUACCCCACGGGCUCACUGUCCCGCGUCUGCGACCCUGAGGACGGCCGCUGCCCCUGCAAGCCUGGGGUCAUCGGGCGUCAGUGUGACCGCUGCGACAACCCUUUCGCUGAGGUGACCACCAACGGCUGCGAAGUGAACUAUGACAGCUGCCCCCGGGCCAUCGAGGCUGGGAUCUGGUGGCCUCGCACGCGCUUUGGGCUUCCGGCUGCUGCCCCCUGUCCCAGAGGCUCUUUUGGGACUGCGGUGCGUCACUGUGAUGAGCACCGGGGCUGGCUCCCCCCAAACCUCUUCAACUGCACAUCAGUCACCUUCUCAGAGCUGAAGGGCUUUGCUGAGCGGCUGCAGCGGAAUGAGUCAGGCCUGGAUUCAGGACGCUCGCAGAGGCUGGCCCUGCUCCUGCGCAACGCCACCCAGCACACGGCUGGCUACUUCGGCAGCGACGUGAAGGUGGCCUACCAGCUGGCUACGCGGCUGCUGGCUCACGAGAGUGCCCAGCGCGGCUUCGGGCUGUCUGCCACACAGGACGUCCACUUCACCGAGAAUCUGCUGCGGGUGGGCAGCGCCCUCCUGGAUGGAGCCAACAAGCGGCACUGGGAGCUGAUCCAGCAGACGGAGGGAGGCACGGCCUGGCUGCUCCGCCACUACGAGGCCUACGCCAGCGCCCUGGCCCGGAACAUGCGGCACACCUACCUCAGCCCCUUCACCAUCGUCACCCCCAAUAUCGUCAUCUCCGUAGUGCGUCUGGACAAGGGCAACUUCGCGGGGGCCAAGCUGCCGCGCUACGAGGCGCUGCGCGGGGAGCGGCCCCCCGACCUGGAGACGACGGUCAUCCUGCCCGAGUCAGUCUUCCGAGAGCCGCCCUCGGUGCCCAGGCCCGCGGCCCCCGGCGAGGCCCCGGAGCCCGAGGAGCUGGCGCGGCGGCAGCGCAGGCACCCGGAGCUGAGCCCCGGGGAGGCGGUGGCCAGCGUCAUCAUCUACCGCACGCUGGCCGGGCUGCUGCCCCACAACUACGACCCGGACAAGCGCAGCCUCCGAGUGCCCAAGCGCCCCGUCAUCAACACGCCGGUGGUGAGCAUCAGCGUGCACGAUGACGACGAGCGGCCGCCGCGCGCCCCGGAUCGCCCGGUCACUGUGCACUUCCGCCUGCUCGAGACCGAGGAGCGCACCAAGCCCAUCUGCGUGUUCUGGAACCACUCGAUCCUGGUCAGCGGCACCGGCGGAUGGUCAGCCCGAGGCUGCCAAGUCGUCUUUCGGAACGAGAGCCACGUCGGCUGCCAGUGCAACCACAUGACGAGCUUUGCCGUGCUCAUGGACGUGUCCCGUCGGGAGAAUGGGGAGAUCUUGCCACUGAAGACACUGACGUACGUGGCCCUCGGGGUCACCCUGGCCGCCCUGCUGCUCACCUUCCUCCUCCUCACGCUCCUUCGCGCCCUGCGCUCCAACCAACAUGGCAUUCGCCGCAACCUCGCAGCCGCCCUGGGUCUGGCCCAGCUGGUCUUCCUCCUGGGGAUCAAUCAGGCCGACCUCCCUUUUGCCUGCACAGUCAUUGCUAUCCUGCUGCACUUCCUGUAUCUCUGCACCUUCUCCUGGGCUCUUCUGGAAGCCUUGCACCUGUACCGGGCACUCACGGAGGUGCGAGACGUCAACGCCGGCCCCAUGCGCUUCUACUACAUGCUGGGCUGGGGUGUGCCUGCCUUCAUCACAGGUCUGGCUGUGGGCUUAGACCCUGAGGGCUACGGGAACCCUGACUUCUGCUGGCUUUCAAUCUACGAUACACUCAUUUGGAGUUUUGCUGGCCCAGUGGCCUUUGCUGUUUCGAUGAGUGUCUUCCUGUACAUCCUGGCGGCCCGGGCCUCCUGCGCUGCUCGGCGGCAGGGCUUCGAGAAGAAAGGCCCUGUCUCCGGCCUGCGCCCCUCCUUUGCUGUCCUUCUGCUGCUGAGUGCCGCAUGGCUGCUGGCGCUGCUCUCGGUCAACAGUGACGCCCUCCUCUUCCACUACCUCUCUGCUGCCUGCACGUGCGUCCAGGGCCCCUUCAUCCUCCUCUCCUACGUGGUGCUUAGCAAGGAGGUCCGGAAAGCACUCAAGUUUGCCUGUAGCCGCAAGCCCAGCCCCGACCCUGCUCUGACCACCAAGUCCACCCUGACCUCGUCCUAUAACUGCCCCAGCCCUUACGCAGACGGGCGGCUGUACCAGCCCUAUGGAGACUCGGCCGGCUCGCUGCACAGUGCCAGCCGCUCGUGCAAGAGCCAGCCCAGCUACAUCCCCUUCCUGCUGAGGGAGGAGUCCGCCCUGAACCCUGGCCCGGGGCCCCCUGGCCUGGGCGACCCCAGCGGCCUGUUCCUGGAAGGUCAGGACCAGCAGCACGAUCCCGACACGGACUCUGACAGCGACCUGUCCCUGGAAGAUGAGCACAGCGGCUCCUACGCAUCCACCCACUCGUCAGACAGCGAGGAGGAGGAGGAGGAGGAGGAGGCUGCCUUCCCUGGAGAGCAGGGCUGGGACAGCCUCAUUGGUCCCGGAGCCGAGAGGCUGGCCCUGCACAGUACCCCCAAGGAUGGAGGCCCCGGACCCGGGAAGGCCCCUUGGCCAGGAGACUUCGGACCCGCGGCGAAGGAGGGCCCUGGCGGGGGGCCCCUCGAGGGCUGGCCGCGGGAGAAUGGAGAGGCCCUGCCGCGGGAAGGGUGCCCGGGCGCCCUGCCCGGCCCCUCGGCCCAGCCACACAAGGGAAUCCUCAAGAAGAAGUGUCUGCCCACCAUCAGCGAGAAGAGCAGCCUCCUGCGGCUGCCGCCCGAGCCGGGCACCGCGUCCUCCCGGGCCUCGACGGCCAGCGAGGGCAGCCGCGGGGGGCCCCCGCCCCGGCCGCCGCCCCGCCAGAGCCUCCAGGAGCAGCUCAGCGGCGUCAUGCCCAUCGCCAUGAGCGUCAAGGCCGGCACCGUGGACGAGGACUCGUCGGGCUCCGACAGCGACCCCGCGGCCACCUGAGGAGCCCGGGCCGGCUAGUGCCACCCCCACCCCCACCGCACUUUGGACCCCUGGGGCCAACGUCUCCAAGACAGAGUUUUUCAGAAAAGAGGGGGAAAAAGAAUUUAAAAAAUCGCCACUCCUCAUGACUUCAGGGAUUCAUUUUUGUACACGCUGGAACCGACUCCCCUCCCCCUCCCCUCCCCAGGACAGCCCCCACCCCCGGCUCCCCCCUUCCUCACCCUCCCAUCCGCCGUGCCUCUGGGACGAGAGGGACUCGUGGGGGGCUGCCCCCCCCCGUGCCUCUGGGACGAGAGGGACUCGUGGGGGGCUGCCCCCCCCCGUGCCUCUGGGACGAGAGGGACUCGUGGGGGGCUGCCCCCCCGUGCCUCUGGGACGAGAGGGACUCGUGGGGGGCUGCCCCCCCCGUGCCUCUGGGACGAGAGGGACUCGUGGGGGGCUGCCCCUCGAUGCCAUCACCAAAAGGAAAGGACAAAGCCACACGCACCCAGGCCGGCCGGCGGGCCUCGGCGGGGGGCUCAGGCCACUGCACCCCUCUCCCAGGAACCCCAAAGCCCUGUCUGGCCAGGAGGCAGAAGGACGCAGUGCCCCUGGACCCCCAAAUGCUGCAUGAACCAUUCCAAGGGGAACCUGCGCCCCUAGGCAGGGCCGGCUGCCCUGCCCCCCCUUCCUGGGACUUGGCCUGUGCCGCAGCCCAGGUGUUUGCUCAGUUUGCUGACCCCAAAGUGCUUCAUUUCCCCGCUGCCCCCUCGGCGGCAGUCACGUGUUGAGUUGCGCUUCUUUGCUGUGCGGGGGGGAGGGGGCGCAGAGCUGGAUUGUUGCCCCGAGGGCCUCAAGCACACGUUCCAAGUCUGGGUCUGGUGUCCACCCCCCCCCCCCCCACGCCAGACGCACCCAUGUUGUGUGACCUGCUGUGGCCUCUGAGACACGUUCUAUUUUUAACCCCUUCCUGGAAUUGGCUCUCUUCUUCACAGGACCAGGUCCUGCCCCUCCCCCCCCUCCCCCACGCCACCCGAGGCCCCUGAAGAGAGAGUUAAUAUAUAUUUUUAUUUAUUUGCUGUAUGUGUCGGGAUGGGUCUGUGCCGGGCCCAGGGGCUCUGGAGUGGCCGCGGCAGGUCGGGUGUGGAUGCAGCAGCCCUUCCCUUCCCCCGUGUCACCGUCCACACAUCCUUCACUCGCCCGCCGUCCACGCAUGCAUCCCAGACCUGCAGGCUUCUCUCCGGAGCCUGCGGUGGAGGCUGGCAGGGGAGGGCAGGCCUCCGCCACUUCUGCCACCGAGCCUGCCCCGCCCCGUCCCUCAGCAAUUCCUUCAAAGGGUUAAAAAUUUAACUGGUUUUUACUACUGAUGACUUGACUUAAAAAAACACAAAGAUGCUGGAUGCUAACUUGAUACUAACCAUCAGAUUGUACAGUUUGAUUGUACCUGUAAAUACGGUAGACUUUCGUUGUUUUUCCAUCCACAUACUACUGAAUAAACUAGUUCUGUGCC